This is a messenger RNA of Rubroshorea leprosula, 1164 nucleotides long. NCBI's taxonomy places the organism in Eukaryota, Viridiplantae, Streptophyta, Magnoliopsida, Malvales, Dipterocarpaceae. The record is from the annotation of a GenBank genome assembly.
AGAGAAACCUUUCUCCAAGUGGGAGAUUCAUCUCAAGUGUUGCAAAUAAUGGAAAUUGAGCUAAGCCUCUUGUAUGAGGUUCUUCACACCAAGUUGCCUGUGGUUGGUUGCAUGAUGGGAUACAUUUUCAGGUUCAUUAAUAUGUGUUGCAUCUUGGUAGCGUUGUUGUCUUUCUCGUUAUUUAAGAAGUAUUAUCUACUGAAGCAGUUAGACAUGUGGCUAACCUAUGGUUUGCUAAUCUGGGCCUUUGUGUUGGAUAUCAUAUCUAUUGUAUUACUCAUCUCCUCCGACUGGAUUUUGGCUGCUCACAUCCAGAAUACGAAGUCGAGAUUCUUCAAGAAGCGCAGGUGGUCUAGAGCAGUUUCCCAGGGUUUGUUGGAAGACAUAAAAGGACUCCGAUGUCUAUCUUCCAAAGAUUUCAAAGAAGACGACACAGAAUGGCGCUUCAUUUUUGAGGAAGUGAAAGAAUUAAAUGAGUUUUUGAAUAGUAAAAUGACAGCCCCGUCUCAGACUGUGCUAGACACUAAGCAAGUUUGGUUAUACAGUCGUGAACGAGUUCUUCAAGGCUUUACCAAUUCUAAUGAGCUCAUUAAGAUUGUGGAGGAGUUAGAUUACACGAAAAGUCCAGCUAUUAUGUCAGCUGUUUCUGUAAGUUGGAAAAAGGUGUUCGAAGAAACAUUGGCAGAGACCGCGUUAUAUGUAAGAAGGAGUUCAAUCUCAAACGAUGAGGAUGCUCGCAAAAAAAUCCUUCAACUGAUCCCAAAUUUCAGAAAUCCAGAAAGGGAUAUCAAUAGAUCGGUGUUAUUUGCUGCAUCUGAGCUUGCCAAACAACUGAAAAAGUCUAACAGUACUCCUUGGGAGCAAAUGAGCAAAGUUUGGGUACAUUUAAUGUGUUUUGCUGCCAUGAAUUGCAGGCCACACGUCCAUGCACAGCAACCUAGUAAGGGUGGUGAACUUCUCACAUUCGUUUGGUUGCUCAUGAGUCAUUUGGGACUUGGGACUCACUUUUCAAGCCAUUACUGAUGCUACAUAGUGAAUUUGAUGAGAACUGCUUUCAGGGCAGUUUUAUCUUUCUUUGUAUGGCUACUUGUUGCUGAUGAUGGACUUAUGUAAUCAGUGUAUAUUGUACCUAAUGUUGAAAUUCAACAAAAUUUUAGUUGUUUU